UCCCUCGAGGUUGUUCAGUGUCGUCAGUUCGAUCCGGUCAGUGGGCCAUUCAGCAUGAACGAGCGGAAGGAUGAGACUCCGUCGAUAUACACGAUCGCCAGCAACACGAAUCUGGUCCCGAUAAGAUCCAGGCAAGCCUACCUCAAGAGACGAAGAUACGUGCCGAAUUGCGUGAUGAUUUGUUUGUGUUUGUUGGCAGCUCUCUGUUUCAUAGCAGCACUCACACUUUCCAUACUGUACUUCACACAUAAAUAUGCGAAGCUCUGCGAAACGCAGAAUUGUGUCCGUAUAGCGGCUAGCUUGAAAGAAAGUAUGGACACGUCUGUAGAUCCCUGUGACGAUUUUUAUAAAUAUGCUUGUGGAAAGUGGACUGAGGAGCAUCCUAUGCCGGACACCAGUAUAACGAACUCUUGGUUCGAAGAACGCAGAGAACGAGUGUACAGGAAAAUCAGGGAACUCCUGAGGGACAACAGUACUAGCAACAACGCUCCUUGGGCGGUGAAUCAGGCUAAAAUAUUAUACAACAGCUGCAUGGACGUGCAUGCCGCGGAUGAAAUGGGACUCACGCCACUGUUCGAGUUAUUGGAGGAGCUCAAUUUACCACCGAUACCGCCGGCGUUCACCAAGAAGACCAGCAGUUAUAUCGAACAGAUGGCCAGGGUGAAGAGAAUUCUGGGAAGGGAUGUCUUUUUCGGGUUUGACGUGAUUCCCGAUCCAAGGAAUACGAGCAAAAAUAUCAUGCUGCUCGACACACCCAUGAUAAGGAACCCCUUGCCCAACGAUAGAGAGCUGGAGAAACGGUUGCACUCGAUCCGAUCGCGUUUCCGGCAGCUGGAGGAGGAAGAGGAUGAAGAUGAACUGCACCACGAAGAGUCGGACAAAUAUAAGGAAGCAGAAAUAACGUACAUAAGCGGCGUGAUCAAGCAGGUCCUGAAUAACGGUAGCUUGGACGCCUGUUCCUUGAUCGACGAUCUCCAGUUUCCGGACGAAGACGAUCUACAGGACGUCGCGGAGACUCUUUACGAGCUGACUAAUGCUUUUUAUUUCUUAUCUCGUUUGGAAAGCAAUCAGACCAUAUGGGAAGACGAUCCAACAGAAGCUGACUAUAUGUCAGUGGAUGAACUUCAGAAGCUGACGGACGCGUACGCGAUGGAAACGAAUUCGAGUGUCACACCUGAGCCAUUAUGGCGACCAUAUAUUGAGAUGGUUUUUAAGGAUGUCGAUACCGUGGACUUGGAUGGCAAGGACAAGAUACUGGUGGCGGAUCUGGAGUACUUGAAGCUCAUUGCUUUCAUGUUGACUACCACUGAUGAAGAAGAAUUAGAGACUUACAUUUGGUGGACAGUGAUCGACAUCGUGGUACCCCAUUCGUCGGAGAGUCUGAGGAAGCUCUGGCUGAAGUACAUCGACGAAGUAACCAGCGUCGAGAUCGGUGAAUCGAAGUCGAUUCGCUGCGCGGCUGCAGUUAACGAGUUGAUGGGGAUGGCGGUCUCCUGGCUGUACGUGGACCCGUCCUUCCACGAAGCGGAGGGCAAAAAGGUGUUCGAGAUGCUGGAUGACAUAAAGGAAGCUUUCGCCUCGAUGGUUUCCCGUACCGACUGGAUGGACGGGAAGACAAAAACGGCCACGCUCGAGAAGAAUAGGAAGAUGGACUCGCAGAUCGGCUUCCCGGACUGGCUGUUCGAUGAAGAUGUCCUUAACGAAUAUUACGAAGGCAUAGACCUCUCGGAGACGGAGUACUUGGACAACAUGGUCCAGAUUGUUCGUCUGAUGUCUGUCUCGGAGUUGGAGUGUAUUCAUCAAGUUAAUUACAAUAAUCUCUCAUACUGGGCAACUGAUCCGACGGAUGUGAAUGCGUUUCAUACGUAUCAGUUCAACCACAUAACUAUACCAGCUGGAAUACUUCAAUUCCCAUUUUAUGAAUUGGGUCUCGAAGCCUUAAACUACGGCGCUAUUGGUACGGUGCUCGGCCACGAAUUAACGCACGGUUUCGACAACAGCGGCAGACACUACGACAGCAAUGGAAACGUUAGACAGUGGUGGACCAACGAGACCAUUUCCGAGUACACUGAAAAGACCCAGUGUUUCAUAGAACACUACAAUAGCUAUUACUACGAAGAGGUAGACGAUUACAUCGACGGUGAACGAACGCUGGGCGAGAAUAUAGCGGAUAAUGGUGGCCUUAGGGAGGCUGUCAUCGCUUACGAAAGAUGGAAGGCCAGACACGGUCAAGAGCCUUUGCUUCCGGGAUUCACUCACCUCACUCACGAGCAGCUCGUUUUCCUCGGUUUCGCGCACGUUUGGUGUGAAGCUUACACGCAGAAGGCUUUAAAAUGGAUGCUGGAUGAUUCACAUUGCCCGGGGCGCGUGAGGCUUCAGGGGGUUCUGAAAAAUUCCAAAGAGUUCAGCGAUGCUUGGAAAUGUCCUGUGGGAUCGAACAUGAAUCCACAGAACAAGUGCCGUUUAUGGUAA
Molecule: messenger RNA, 2472 nt
Organism: Dufourea novaeangliae
Lineage: Eukaryota; Metazoa; Arthropoda; Insecta; Hymenoptera; Halictidae
Gene: Nep5
Product: neprilysin-2
Exons: 17
Coding region: 55-2472 (805 amino acids)
Biological process (GO): protein processing
Cellular component (GO): plasma membrane
Molecular function (GO): metalloendopeptidase activity
Source: RefSeq, a predicted model, not a curated record